Messenger RNA from Gregarina niphandrodes, 5421 nucleotides. Its product is annotated as esterase. The transcript has 4 exons. The annotation marks the transcript as partial. NCBI's taxonomy places the organism in Eukaryota, Apicomplexa, Conoidasida, Eugregarinorida, Gregarinidae. The record is from RefSeq and is a predicted model, not a curated record.
AUGGUCUCUGUUAUGUUACAACUGGGUGGUCCAAAUAUUGGCAGUGCUAAUGAGUCGGUCUUGAGGAAGGAGUUGCAAAAUAUGAAUGUUGUUUUGGCUGAAGUUGGGGCGCUGCAAGCGGCUCGAUCUGAUAUCGUUUUGGAUUCGUCUCGGUGCGUCAGCAAUGGAAUUCUAAGCCCGCAGUUUGUUGGGUCUUUAUUGAAGUACUAUUUGAACCAUAGCCAAGAUUGCCUGCCCAGGGUGGACAAGGAUUUACGGAACUUCAUUCUGGAAUUAGCUGGUCUGCUGGGUCCGAUGUUUGUUUUGAAAAACUUCAAGCAGCAUUAUAAAGACUCCAGGGAGCACUGGAGCAUACUGUAUGAGAUCUUGACAUCGUUUGAAAUCGCCUCAUUCCAGCCGGGGUUGGCGAUAGCUUGGCUGAAGGAAAUUCUAGCAGACAUCAAGUCGCGACCGAACAGCAACAUGUUGCAGUCGAUAAUGAUGAAACGGUUUAAUGCAAUGGAUUUGCGGCUGAGUACGAUUCCGAGAGAGAUCGAUGCCACCUUGAGCAGCGUGCACCCAAGCCGAUGCAUAAAAGGAGUGACGGCAAGUUAUCCAACCGGCCCUUAUUCGACCGGGGGUUACUCUACCGGUGGUCCUCAAGCAGUCAACCUUCAGGGGGGUGGUCAGCAUGGUCAAGGAGGGGGUCAGCAUGGGCAAGUAUUGGAGCAUCAUGGUAGUAUGUCGGGGAUUGCGAGUGGCGUUCCUUCCGGAAUGGCUCGGCGUUCUUUGUAUGAAGUGAGUCCUCAGCCAAUUACUACGGGUCCUGGCGGUGGUCCUAGCGGUGUCCUUCCUGGCAGUGUUGUGCCUGGGGGUGGCCCGGAGGUGUUGGAGGUUUCGCGGCAAGUGUUGAACGACUUGGUGUCGGGAGAAUGGCGUUUGCGGCGGACAGCGUUGGCUAAGUUGAAGGAGUUGAUUCAGGACCACGAGUACGCACCGAGUGGAAAACAUUUGGAGGUGGCUACAGCUUUGAGUAAGGCGCUGAAGCACGAUGCGCAACGACAUGUGUUGGCGGCUUUAAUGGAGUUGGUGGCGGAGUUCCCGUUGUGUUUGUCAUACAGUCAGGUGUUAUUGGACAGUGCGAAGGUGUUGGUACCGUUGUUGUUGCCUCGGAUCAAUGACAAGAUACCACAGGUGGCGCAUACUGCGGUGCAGGGUUGCGAAAUUUGGUUAAGUAGGAUCGGCGUUUUGAAUUUUUCCUACUAUGGUAUUUUCGGAUGUACUCAGAAGCCGCUGGUCACACGUCUGACGGCAGACAAGAAAGAGAUUUUGUAUUCGCUGAUGGCCGAAUGUCUACGACACCAGGGGCUGGACAAAUACCUCCCGAUGGAAGGUGACCACGCUCUCCCGUUCCUGGAAUUGUUAUGUUCGGACGCAGCAAACGAGCGAUCGCAGCCGUUGGUGAAGGUGUGUUGCAACAUAAUUGCGGAGUUCGACCUGUCUGCGGGAGAGUGGGAGUGUUUGCUGACGGCGGUGGAGUCAGUAGGGUGUCUAAGUGCGGUGCAGGAUGCGAUAUUGCAGAAGCUUAAUGACGGUUCGGCGGCGGAGUUGGCAUUAUUACCCUGCCUAGAAAACGAGUCGAUGUCGAAGCGUCUGAGUGCUCGAAACGGACGCUGGAGUCCGACGUCUUGGACGAGUAUUGAGGACAUCCGAAAGUUCGCGAAUGAGUGGAAACCGCACGUGACGGACAACUUAUGGUACUCUAUGUUCCCUGAACUAAGUUCGGCCGAUUUCCAAACGACUCACGCAUUAGAGUUUUGGAGCUUCGCUGUGGAAUUUGGAUCUAAGUGUACAUGUGUUGAAGACCGGCUGGGGGCAACGGAUAACUUUGUGCGUAUUUUUGACGAGCACGGGGGAAUAUUUGACCUAUUAUGUCAAUGGCUGUUGUGGCGUGUCACAGAUCCGUCAUGUCUAGUGCGGGCUACCGCAGCCCGAAUUCUGCAGGAGUCCAUGGCCCGUUUAAUUGCUGCGCGAGUGGACGUACGAUUCCUGCAAGAAAACGGUUUCGAGUUGACUACGUCUAUUUUGCUCGAGGGCACUUUAGACUUUGGGUUGACGGAGAAGUUACUGGACGCCUUCCUGGAGCUCCUACCUUUGCGGGCGGCGCCAUCUAGCGCGGACGAGGACGAAGUGUAUGCGACACUAAAGGACGUAUUUUAUGCGUUGACGUUUGUGGCGCGAGAUGUAUGUCGACUAUACGCGUUGACCAUGGUUAAGUACAAGAGGCAUCCAGAGGUGUUAGAGUUAACACGUUUCAUUAUUGAGCAAGAGGGCUGGCACGCUUGUUCGAAUCUUUUUGGCGAGUUGACGGAAUUUGCGCAAAACGCGCUGAGCGAACAACAGAACACGGUAACUGAGCUGGCAGCGCACUGUAUGGUCCUCAUCCUCCUGUCACUCACGCGGCGCGCUGCCUCAACCGCCUUGAACAAAUUAGAGGAACAGAUUCCGGGUUGCCGCAAGUUUGUUUCGCGCUAUACACGCGCACACCAAGAACUCCUCAGCGUCUUUCCCAGAGGCGGGGUCGGUGGCGAUGAGAACUGCUUCGAGGAAAAGAACGUGGACGCCGCAGUCUAUCUUAGUCGCGGGGCGGAGAACGGGGUUGAGGGCGAACGUGUGGGCAGCCAGGAUGAUGCACCAAGUGCGACACGCGGAGAAAAAAAUGCGCUCCAGGAAUUAGACGCAGUCGUGGCCGAAAUUGGCCUGGAUCAAAGCAUCCAGGCCGCCAAAGCCGAGAUCGAACAAAAGACCUGGCUACUCAAACAACAUCAUACUCAGAUCAAACUGCUAGACUGGUAUUACGAACUACAACGAGAACGAGAAGGUAAACAGGUGGGGGUAGAAUCCGAACUCGCCUACUGGAAUGGCGUCCGCCUCCUAGAAUACGCCCAGAGCAACGUUGACAACAGCUACAUCGUCCUAGAAUGCAAACGCCUCCUGCAACAAGACAUGAGUCAAAUAAGCGAAGCAGCACAAGUCCUCCUUACCAUACACGCGCAAAAUUCCAAAGACACAGAAGGACGCUCAGAAUGGAUGUUGCCCUUCAGUAUGGACCUUAUCUGCGGCUGCUAUAACGCUCUACGUAAUGUCUUCCAAAUAGACAAAAUGGCCAUGCCCAGCUUCAUCAAAACCGCCCAAUGCGUCGCAGAUUUAACGUUUGAGGUAAGUAAGGAUCGGAAAGUAUUGCAUCAGGCUUCUCCAGGUUUGCUUUGCGAGAUGUUUGGUUCCGUACUAUCCUGCAUGGGAUGUCACCAUCACUGGGAUGAGCUUCCUGGGAGCCAAGUAUUGGUCGAGAAACUGAAUGCUAUAAUGGGCUCCCAUUUGCUUGGUCUGGUGUCUCCACGAACAGCCUCCUGUAUUGUCGAGUGUCUCUACGAUUGUGCCAUACCCACUAGCCACAUUAUGAACCAAGUGGGCUCCUCCGAUGUCGCCAACAAACGGUCAAUCGAUGCGGACCUCUUCGUACGAGUGUCCAAACGAUUCAUUCGUAAACUCAACAUGAAACACCCUCAAGUCACUGAACUAGAUCGCGACAACCUGUACCCACUCUCUUGUACCGACCGACUCAACUACUUGCGGACCAUAGACUCGGUCAUUUCGUGUUUAUUAAUGGUUGAGAUCUGUUUGUCCACUCCGACAGAUUAUAUGUCGUUGAGGAAAGCUUUGUUGAAUUGUAUUAGGGAGACAUUUGCCAGUUUGCUGAUCUAUACACCUGCCCUGGUUGGCAUAUAUUUGCGAGAUAAGAAUUUCAGUUCCUGCUUUGAGGAGGUUACGAUAAAGGUGAAGAAUAGCAAUUCUCCAUAUAAGGAUUUCUCCGCUGUUGCUCUGAUGCUGGAUCCUUCCAUGUCGAGGACCAAAUUCGCCUCGUAUGCUUUGGAAAGGAUCAUGAAUGAGAGCACUUCGGUUCGACCAAACUCCGACACGAACUACAUGCUAUUACAUAAAGCCUAUCUUGCUAGUGGCCAGAAUUCCAAGCUUACCCUUCCUGAUGAGUUGCCCGUGUUUUCUAUCAACGAAAUUGUUCACAAGGCUCCAUCUAAUAUUUCUCUAACUACUCUAGAUUCAACCACUGCCGGCGGCUGGACCAAAAAGCGGGACCAAUUAUAUGUCGGGGAGGAAGCGAAAAAGCGAAGUGAUGUCGUACCAUUAGAGGAACUUAAAGUCAGAUCUGAUGCGGAGAUAUCUAAGCUUGGAGAUAAAUUAGUAUUGCAACUGUACAGAGAGACGAUAGGGCGGCGAUCGAUGGGUCGUUUGAUCCACAGACAUGAGCAGAAUUUUGGUGGAAUUCCUUGCUUGAUAGCGCACAAUUGUUUGCGCCCAGAACGCGCUAUAAUUUAUUUACAUGGUUUUGCUAACUCGCCGUUCCAUGCGAUUCCUUUGAUCGAGCGGUACUACGGUCUGAACAUGGACCAGGGCGAAACGGCCAACGCAGACGUGUGGAUCAUACCCCGGGGGCCCAUUUGCGUGGGCGGCGUAAACGAAGAAGAGUGCAUUUACAGCCGCGCCCCGUCCGUUUCGAACCGGCGACUGCCAGAUUCAGGGAUGAUGGAUGGCAACCUGUACUGUUGGUGGGAGCUGUCUAGUCUAAGAACCAAGGGCACAUUCCGGCAACUCGUGGACGUCGUCAAGACCAAGCUUUUCACACCCAUGGACCUCGCCGGCGUACUGGCAGAUAUCGCCGCAGUCAUCGAUUCGACCGCCCUCCUGUACGGCUUGUCGAUCCGCCAAAUAUACGUAGCCGGCUUCAGCCAGGGAGCCACACUCGCCAGCGAGGUCCUCAUUCACAGACCCGACCUCGCCGGAGCCAUACUCCUAUCCGGGGGGUCGGCCGCACGAACAACACGUCAUAACUCCAGACGUACUCACCCACCCUCGUCCACCUGCAACGACGAAAGACUUUGGCAAAACACCACUAGUACUACGCUCGUCAGCACUCCCAGAACCAACACUUUCACGAGUACCCCCACUACCCUCACCGGUAGCAAUAUCGGCGGCGCUCCCUCGCCCAGGGCACGAACAGGAUCCUUCUCUACUUCUGGAACGCCGGGACUGGAAACACCUGUAUUUGUAUCCCACGGAACCAAAGACAAUGUCAUCCCUCUUACUCUAGGAAAGCUGCUGCGGCACCGGCUUUCCAACAAAGGGUUCUGCAACGUAGAAUUCUUCACGUUCUCCGGCGGCCACGAAGUCACCGAUGAAGUGCUGCAACGGCUGGCUCGCUGGAUGAACUUCGACCGCAACCCCGCCCAAAGUGAUGGCAGACUGCUCGCCAAAAUUCACAACCUCGGGCAACCAGUCAGAGCCGCCCGCUGCAAGAACACGGAGGGUGUCACCGGAAGCAAAUCCUAUGUUCCGGCGCCCUGCCUCACACCCGAACCCCUAAAC